Pogoniulus pusillus (Red-fronted tinkerbird) is the source of this 3992-nucleotide messenger RNA. RefSeq names its product piwi like RNA-mediated gene silencing 1 (gene PIWIL1). NCBI's taxonomy places the organism in Eukaryota, Metazoa, Chordata, Aves, Piciformes, Lybiidae. Gene Ontology annotation, cellular component: P granule. Gene Ontology annotation, biological process: regulatory ncRNA-mediated gene silencing. The transcript has 21 exons. The record is from RefSeq and is a predicted model, not a curated record. Bases 173 to 2794 code for a protein of 873 amino acids. Gene Ontology annotation, molecular function: piRNA binding; protein binding; RNA endonuclease activity.
GCUCGGAGCUGCGGGGGCUGUGCCGGCACCCGGGCGGCUGGUCUGUGUACGCCGACGCCCCUUGUCCUUAGCAGAAAGACAGCCGGGUGACAUCGUGAAGGGCACAGCUCGUGGGCUGUCACCGGAGAAGGAUCAGAGUCAGUCCCUUUUGCCGACUUGGGCCCGGGCUGAGAUGACAGGAAGAGCUAGAGCCAGAGCAAGAGGAAGACCUCCAGCACAGGGGACUGCUCUUCCCGCUGUUGGGGCUGCAGCUGCUCAACAGACUGUGCCAUGUCAGCAACCUCAUCAGCCACGAGCUCUUCCUGCAAUAGCAGAGGAGCCUGUUAGCAGAGGACGACAGAGGCAAGCUCGCAGCGCUCCACGAGACCAAAAGGAGAAAAAACCAGAAGGAUUACAGGUUUCUGCAGGACUUCAGAUUUCUGCAGGACUUCAGGAACUGUCUUUAGCAGAUAGGGGUGGAUAUCACAGAGAUUUCCAUGACCUCGGGGUAAAUACUCGGCAAACCAUAGAACAUGUGCAAGAAUCUAAAACUGGUACUUCAGGUACUGUGGUAAAACUGGUUGCAAAUUACUUUCGUGUGAUGUCUCGACCACAGUGGGCUUUAUAUCAGUACCACGUUUGUUACAGUCCCGAGAUGGAAGCCCGCCGCCUUCGAUCAGCUUUGCUUUUUCAGCACGAAAACUUACUUGGAAAGACGCAUGCAUUUGAUGGAUCAAUAUUAUUCUUGCCAAAAAGACUAGACAAUAAGGUGACUGAAGUGUUUAGUAGGACUCGAAAUGGAGAGAAUGUGAAGAUAACAAUCACGUUGACUAAUGAGUUGCCACCUUCUUCACCUACAUGUCUACAUUUUUACAACAUAAUUUUUAGAAGGAUUCUGAAGAUGCUGAACUUGCAGCAGAUUGGACGCAAUUAUUACAACCCCAAUGACCCAAUCUCCAUCCCUAAUCACAGGUUGAUGGUUUGGCCAGGCUUCACAAGCUCUAUCCUUCAGUACGAGGAAAACAUUAUGUUAUGUGCAGAUGUCAGCUACAAGGUUCUUCGCAGUGAAACAGUGUUGGAUUUUAUGUACAGUCUGUAUUACCAGGUUGAAGAGCAAAGAUUUAGAGAUGCCUGUGCUAAAGAGCUGAUAGGUUUAAUUGUUCUUACAAAGUACAAUAACAAAACCUACAGGAUUGAUGGCAUUGAUUGGGAUGGCAAACCAGAGCAUAUCUUUAGAAAAGCAGAUGGUACUGAGAUCAGCUUUGUGGACUACUACAAGAGGCAAUACAAUCAAGAAAUUACUGACUUGAACCAGCCUGUCUUGAUCAGUCAGCCUAAGAGGAGAGCCAUCGGUCUGACAGGCCCUGUGGUUUUAAUUCCAGAGCUGUGCUUCCUAACAGGAUUAACUGAGAAGAUGCGUAAUGAUUUUAAUAUGAUGAAAGACUUGUCUAUUCAUACACGGCUGCCACCUGAGCAAAGGCAACGUGAAAUUGGAAGACUCAGAGACUACAUCCAAAAUGAUGAAAAUGUUCAGAAGGAACUCCAAGACUGGGGCUUAAACUUCGAUUCUAAUUUAUUAUCCUUUCCAGGAAGAGUUGUUCAGGGAGAAAAGAUCCUUCAAUCAGGAAAUGUGUUUGAUUACAACCCUCAGUUGGCUGACUGGUCAAAGGAAACCAGAGGAGCUCCCUUAAUCUGUCCAAAGCCACUGGAUAACUGGGUGUUAAUGUACACACGGCGCAACUAUGAUGUUGCUAAUGCAUUAGUUCAGAAUCUGUUUAAAGUCACACCAUCUAUGGGAAUCAAAAUGAAACGGGCAACAAUGAUAGAAGUAGAUGACAGGACAGAAGCUUAUCUGAGAGCUAUACAAGAAAGUAUUACACAUGACACAAACAUAGCAGUUUUUAUUUUAUCUAGUUCCCGAAAAGAUAAAUACGAUGCUAUCAAGAAAUACUUAUGUACAGAUUGUCCCAUCCCAAGUCAGUGUGUGCUUGCUCGCACUUUAAGCAAGCCUCAGACAGCUAUGGCAGUAGCCACAAAAAUUGCUUUACAAAUGAACUGUAAAAUGGGUGGAGAACUUUGGACUGUUGAGAUCCCACUGAAGCAAGUAAUGAUUGUGGGAAUUGAUUGUUAUCAUGACACUUUAGCUGGGAAGCAGUCAAUUGCAGGAUUUGUUGCUAGCAUGAAUCAAACAAUGUCACGGUGGUUCUCGCGCUGUGCUGUUCAAACUCGUGGACAAGAACUUGUGGAUGGGCUCAAAGCCUGCUUGCAAACUGCUCUAAGAGAAUGGUUCAAGUGGAAUAAGUGUUUGCCCUCUCGUAUUAUUGUGUAUCGCGAUGGUGUAGGAGAUGGACAGCUGAGCGCUUUGGUUAGUUAUGAAGUACCUCAGUUUCUGGAUUGCUUGAAGAGUGUGGGCAAAGACUACAAUCCACGACUUACUGUGAUAGUUGUGAAGAAACGAAUGAAUACCAGGUUCUUUGUACGGUAUGGUGAAGCACUUAAAAACCCACCCCCGGGUACUGUGGUUGAUGUGGAGGUUACCAGACCAGAAUGGUAUGAUUUCUUUAUUGUGAGCCAGGCUGUGAGAAAUGGUUGUGUUGCACCGACUCAUUAUAAUGUUGUUUAUGACACCAGCAAACUGAAACCAGAUCAUAUGCAACGUUUAACCUACAAACUUUGCCACUUGUACUAUAACUGGCCGGGUGUUAUCAGAGUACCUGCUCCUUGCCAAUAUGCUCAUAAACUGGCUUUCCUCGUCGGUCAGAGUAUUCACAAAGAACCAAACCUCCUGCUUUCAGACAGGCUUUACUACCUUUGAACUUACUCGCUAAAAACUACAGUUCCUUUCCAGGAAUGCUGAAUUAUCAGGGGUUUGUGUCUUGUUUUGUUUUGUUCUUUAUAAAUGUGUUCUUGGGAUAAUAAGCAUGUACAGUUGUGGAACUUUUCUUUGUAGCAGCUCAAAGUAGACUCCAUCUCUGCUUGCUGUAAGAUCUAAACACUUCAAACUUGGUUGUUUUUUUAGUAUUUAUUUACUGCAGUGUUUUUGAAAUUGACAGAAGUUUAUCAGUUCUUAUUUAUGUUUUGGGGAAGUCUUACUCAGAAUUAUUUUGAAAUACAAGAUGUGUAGUUGUGUGGACCAAACUCUGAAUUUCUCCAGUUUUAAUUUUCAAAAUGCAGUUGUUGCUUCCUUGUUUUUCUUGGCUGUUAAAAUGAGGGUAAAACUUUGUCUCCUAAACUGUUUUGUAUCUUAAAAAGAGGCUGUUGGAUGCUUUUAGUUACCAGGUCUCUGGCUUAAGAUUACAUAGUGCUGCAGAACAUUUUAGCACUUGCCCUUGUAAGUGAUUUGCAGUAAAUUGUCUUUUGCUUGCACGUGGCUCCCCAGGAGAAGAGGGAAGUGACCUGGGACUUUUUCAAGCUGGCGUAGCUGAAGAGGAGGGUCUGUGUACAGGGUCAGUGGUUCAGGAAUGAGUGUCAGAGGUAGGAUUAUUUCUGGUUUACCACAGCUAUAGGAACACCUUUAUUGGCUAAGGCUAGAGUUUUCUUUUCAUAAAAAGGAUGUCUCUUGAUUAAGCUGGAGAGCUGGUAUAGGGCUGUGUUAGCAUUGGCUAUCUGUUGACAUACAUUUUCUUAGUCUUGUAACUUAUUUACUGCAUAGUUUGAGUUAAUUGUUGUUUACAGAACUACAAAUUCAUAACUGGAAGAAACUGAGUUUCUUGAUUGACAUUUAAUUGAAUGCUUGCUAAAUGAGAGCAAGAACGUUGGUGCCUUGGUGUGCAAAAAGGUAGAUGGUUGUCCUGUUAGUAGUUGGUUUUUUGGUUGUGCUGUUCCAAGUAAUAGGAAGUGUUUAGGUCUCAGGUUGUGUUGCUGGAAGUUGAUUUCAGAUUUUUGCAUCACCACCUGCUGAGUCAGAAUAGUGCAUGUGGAAGACUUGGAUUAGUGCUGAGUAACUGACUUUUUGUGGGCCUUGUUCCUUCUCUUUGUGAGAUUUCAAUAAAGUUGCUGUGUUCAUCCUUGCA